AUGCCGGGAGCGAUUGCUGCACAGGUGGCGUCAGCCACUGGUUUGCCGACGCCUCUGCUCGAGUGGCGUUUCGAUGAUGCCCAAAUCGCGUCCAGCAAUUCCUCGGCGGGCUUAGAUUGGAUCGGGAGCAGCACGGCGCGUGGAUCCGGCUCCGGCAUCUUGCGACUGGGGUCGGAGCCGACGGGACAUCACCUGGAGCUCCUUUCCGUUGACUUUACAUCGUUGUGGGUGGAUGGCAGGGCCGGAGGAGCCAUUAGCUUCGAUGGCUCCGCCUGGGGCUCCCGGCAUCCCAGGGACCUGUUCUCUGCAUCUGCGCUCGGGCUUCCGGUGCAAGAGAUCACUGUGGCGGCAUGGAUCAAUGUCGAUUCCUUUGUGGAUAAAGGGGGCAUCGUUUCCUUUGUGCAGUUCGACAGUGAAGUGUCGGCUGGCUGGUCUCUCUUUGUGUCGUCCGCCGGUCAGGCGCACUUUAUUUUGGCCACAGAGUUCAGUGGCUCUGAUCUUUUCAGGCACGAGGUCAACUGGCUGGCAUCCCCAUCGUUUAGCACGCAAACCUGGCAGCAUGUGGUUGGCACGUACGAUGGCUGCCUAGCACGGCUGUUCUGGGACGGCGUGGAGGUUGACAAUCGUUCGGUGGCCUACCUAAACGGCUAUACUCAAAUGUCCUCCAAGAUGCCAACCACACGCACGGUCGGAUUCGAUACUUGGACUCUGUGCUUUCCGUCGGUGCUUUCGUCGACAACCACAACCAGGUGUACUUCAGGGGACUUUUGGACGAGGUGCAGGUCUAUCCCCGGGCCCUGGUCACAUCGGAGGUACGGCAGCUCUACAUGA
This is a messenger RNA of Symbiodinium sp. CCMP2592, 831 nucleotides long. The record is from the annotation of a GenBank genome assembly. NCBI's taxonomy places the organism in Eukaryota, Dinophyceae, Suessiales, Symbiodiniaceae.